AUGUUAGCAUAUCAUGAUGCAUCCAUGGGUUUAGGUACUAUUCAUAGAGAUGACAUAUUAUCAUAUCAUGAUAAUCAUGGUUAUGAGAAUUAUCAACAUCAACUUAAUGAAUUAGAACCAUCAAAAACACAACAAUGUUUAAAAAAAACAACAAAAUUUUUAUUUUCACAUAUUGGUCUAGUUGGUCUUGUUGUUGUCUAUGCUGUAGCUGGUGGAUUUUUAUUUCAAUUACUUGAAGAACGUCAAGAAAAAUUCAAUUGUCAAGAAGCACAAAGUAAACAAGUAACUGAAAUAAAUAAGCUAAAACAAAAACUUGUUAAUUAUAUACAAAAAAAUACAACAUCAUCAAUAACUUUUUCUACAGUUGCAAAAGAUAAUGCAACAAUUGCAUAUGCGAAAAUUGGCUCUAUGCUAUAUGAAUAUCGACAAUUUAUUAUUGAUGUAAGUCCAAAAUAUCAAUAUUAUAUUGCUGAUUGUGGACGUGUUCGUCAAUGGACAUAUGCUAAUUCAUUACUUUUUGCUAUUACAAUUAUAACAACAAUUGGUUAUGGAAAUAUAACACCAACAACAUGGGAAGGUCAAUUAGGAUGUAUAUGCUACGCCACAAUAGGUAUACCAAUAUUUCUUUUAUGCUUAGCAAAUAUAAGUGGUGUACUUGGUGAAAUGUUUCGUUUUCUUUAUGCUAAAGUCUUAUGCAUGCCAUGCUUAUUUGUAAGAAAUCGUCGUAGAUUAGCAAGUAAGGUUGACCUUGAAGAAGAAAAUGGAAUAAGUACGAAUCAUGCACCUACAAAUGAUGAAACAUUAGAUGAUGAUAUUAGGAGAAAUUCAUUAAAAAUUUCAUCAAAUAGAAUAGUAAUUGAUGAUGAAUUAGAUGGAGAAGAAAAACGAAAGUAUCAACGUGUUGCUGUACCAUUAACAGUUACAAUGCUUAUUAUUGCAGCAUAUAUAUGGAUUGGUUCUGCUUUAUUUCAUAAUUUUGAAGGUUGGUCGAUGACUCAAGCAGGAUAUUUUUGUUUUAUUACAUUGGCAACGAUUGGAUUUGGUGAUUUUGUUCCCGGUCAACGAAAAGAUGAUGCAAAUGCAAGUGCAAAACUGAUUCUUGGAGCUAUAUAUGCUCUAUUUGGAAUGGCUAUUUUAGCAAUGUGUUUUGAUUUAAUGCAAGAAGAAAUAGUAGCAAAAUUUCGUUGGAUUGGUACAAAACUUUGUAUUAUUGAAAAAGAUGAUGAAGAUAAUAAUCAAAAUGAUAAAGUAUCCAGUACUGACAAUAAAAAUCGUUUAUCGACAUCAUCAAUCAAUGGUUCUAAUACAAUGAUAAAUACAGAUCGUACAAUAAUUGAUAAUGAAAAUGAAAAUGGUUUAUCCAGACAACGUAAUUCAAGUGCAACACGUAAAAUUAGUCCACGGAAUAAUUCAGCUCGUAUUCAUCCAAUUGAACCUAGCGGAGUAAAUGAAGCAACUCUUUAUCAACGAGUCGCUGCUACAAAAUUCAAUUAA
Molecule: messenger RNA, 1494 nt
Organism: Rotaria sp. Silwood1
Lineage: Eukaryota; Metazoa; Rotifera; Eurotatoria; Philodinida; Philodinidae
Source: the annotation of a GenBank genome assembly